AUGGGUUUAUCGUUGAGAACGUGGGUGGCAAGUAUACUCCUCCUUACACAUCUCGUCCAUGGAGCUCUUGGUUGGGGAGUCGAUGGUCAUUACGCUGUCUGCAAGAUAGCUCAGAGCUAUUUUGAGCAAAAAACUCUAGUUGCAGUGAAGAAAAUUCUGCCUGCAUAUGCAAAUGGUGAACUAGCAGCUGUUUGCUCAUGGCCUGAUGAGAUCAAACGCCGCCCUGAGUGGAGCUGGACUUACGCUUUGCAUUUUGUUAACACACCUGAUAACGAAUGCAACUAUGAGUAUUCUCGGGACUGCCAUAAUGACAAGUGCGUGACAGGAGCAAUCUUCAAUUACACAAGCCAAUUAAUGUUUCAAUUCCACUAUAACUUGACAGAAGCUCUCAUGUUCGUAUCACACUUUAUGGGAGAUAUCCAUCAGCCCUUGCAUGAAGGUUUUGUUGGAGAUCAAGGUGGUAACAAAAUCAAACUCAAUUGGUACGAACAAGAAACUAAUUUGCACCGUGUGUGGGAUAACAAGAUAAUUGAGUCUGCUCAAGAGAAAUACUACAAUUCAAGCCUUUCAGUCAUGAUUCAUUCCCUUCAACACAAACUCAAGUACGCCUGGUCAAAUGAUGUUCCGUCAUGGGACUCAUGUCCACCUCACGAAACAGCGUGCCCAAAUCCAUAUGCUUCUGAAAGCAUUGACCUUGCCUGUAAGUAUGCUUACAAGGACGCUGCCCCAGGGACUACACUAGGAGAUGACUACUUCCUCUCUCGGCUGCCCAUUGUAGAGAAGAGAAUUGCACAAGGCGGGAUUCGCUUGGCAGCGACUCUAAACCGAAUCUUUUCUCCCAAACCGAGUCUCGCUGCCGCAUGA
Molecule: messenger RNA, 864 nt
Organism: Brassica napus (rape)
Lineage: Eukaryota; Viridiplantae; Streptophyta; Magnoliopsida; Brassicales; Brassicaceae
Product: endonuclease 3-like
Exons: 9
Coding region: 1-864 (287 amino acids)
Biological process (GO): DNA catabolic process
Molecular function (GO): endonuclease activity; nucleic acid binding
Source: RefSeq, a predicted model, not a curated record